UUGGCCGGAAUACAGUUUCCCUCGUCUCCCAUUGUGCUAUCUUCUUACGAAUAUGCCAUGAAGUAUUCGGCCCCCGGAGUCUUGAAUCACGUUUUGCGAAGUGCCGCUUUUUGCCUUCUCCUACAGAAGAAGAUACCUGAGUUUUCGAAGCUGGGCGAUGUGCUUGGCGCCGAGCUUGUUGUUGUCAGCUGUCUUCUCCACGAUCUCGCUUGUACCAAAACAAAGGGACUGGUGACGAAUACAAGACGUUUCGAGGUCGAAAGUGCCAACCUCGCUCGUGACUUCAUUGACACAAUCCCGGAUAAAGACGCCAAGUGGAGCAGGAAUGGCCGCCGCAUGCAGAUUAUCUGGGAUUCCAUUGCGCUGCAUACGAUGGAAACCUUGGCGCCAUGGAAGGAACCCGAAGUUGGGCUUGUCCACUACGGCAUUCAUGGCGACCUUCUUGGGCCAAACCUG
This is a messenger RNA of Trichoderma atroviride IMI 206040, 456 nucleotides long. RefSeq lists its product as uncharacterized. NCBI's taxonomy places the organism in Eukaryota, Fungi, Ascomycota, Sordariomycetes, Hypocreales, Hypocreaceae. The record is from RefSeq and is a predicted model, not a curated record.